Malassezia restricta is the source of this 1107-nucleotide messenger RNA. Its product is annotated as chitin binding peritrophin-A domain protein. Lineage: Eukaryota; Fungi; Basidiomycota; Malasseziomycetes; Malasseziales; Malasseziaceae. Bases 1 to 1107 code for a protein of 368 amino acids. The transcript is spliced from 2 exons. Gene Ontology annotation, molecular function: ubiquitin binding. The record is from RefSeq and is a predicted model, not a curated record.
AUGAGCCAAGUGGACGCCGAAAACGUAGACGUCCGCAGCCUCGAUGAGGCUCUGGGCGAGAAUGCGAGCGAGAAAGCCUCGGUGCCGAAGACCACAGCCGCAGAGCACGAGGACGUACGUGCUGCGAAGCCUGCUGCGUCUAUGCCCGCGGCUGGCCCCAGCACCACCUUGACAGAGGAGACGAUUGACCGCGUCUGGGACAUGUUUCCCAAGCUGAAGCGCGACACGAUCUCGGACGUGCUGCAUUCAAAACGAGGCAAUGUAGAUGCAGCCAUGCCACUGCUGUUAGAAAUCUAUGACCCAGACGCUGCCAGGCCCCAUCGCAGUACGUCGCCCUACUACGCACACCAUCCCGCACAGAGCCAUUCUUCCAACACACUCCCGUAUGAGCCGCGCAGACGCAAGCCCUUCGAGCCACGUUGGGACCCCUCGCAAUUGUCCUACAGCCCACGCAUGACGCCACCCCGGACGACGCCCCAUCCCAGCACCUUCGCUCCGCCACCCGAGCCGAGCCCAUGGCCCGGACCUCAACAGAUGCAGCAGCUCUCCGAAGACUUUGAUCGGCUCACUGAGCGCGGUAUGGCCAAAUUCGGAUCCGCUCUUUCCAGCCUGCGCCAGAAGGCCGAGGCCGCCAUGCGGAAUCGCGAGGGAGCGAGGACACUCUUCCGGCCACAGAGCGCAUACACCGAUCCUAUGAAUCCACACACAGCUCCCGCACCGUCCUGGAACCCGCUGCAGUUCACGCAAAAAAGUCCGUACGACCAUGAUCCACAGGUCGUGUCCGAGUCACAGCUCGACGAACUGGCUCCAUCGCCCCUCUCCUCCAUGGACGAAAAGACUGCACCGCCCCUACCCCAGCACCCUGCAGAGCGUUCUAGCACGGAUCACCGCACCCCCCAAAGCAGUCAGGCAUCUGCACCUGACGCCACGGACAGCACAUCCUCCAAGUCGGCCACCACCCCCCACGGCAGUGACGACACUACCUCACACGAUGCGCCAGAGCCGAGCCAAACCAGCUCGCACAAGGAGCCUGCCUCAUCGGAGCCCAAGUCAUCCGCCACCGAUGACGAAGAGUACAUCGAUAACCCAUUCGACGACGACGACUAG